CUUCAGAUUUUUAGAGUUGGAAGGAGGGUCCAUCAGUGAUUCUCCGCUGUUCCCAGCAUCGCCUCCCUUGGAACCAUGGGUCUGACGUGCUCAGAGCUACAACAUCAAUGUCGUCAAGAUUGCAAUCAAGACCGACAGUGCCAUAUCGAUCAAAAUGAGAUGAAGUUUGCUCCACUGUGUACGACGCCCAAUCCCUACAGCCACCUGCAAGCAAGUCAGCAGAAACCGUCAGCAUUCAGUUCAUCAUCUAGAUCAACUGCUGCGCCGUCCUCUUGUGGGUUGCAGACAGGACACCGGUUGUCACCUGAGUCAGUCAGUUGGGCAGAUGGCUUGGGCAAACGUCCUGGAGUUCCCAUAGGCCGCGUUCGGUUGACACCAAAGGCCACUUCUUUUCCACAUCGGGGGUCAGCAUCUCCCAGCGUGGGCACCAGUUUUCAACAGGAAUUGGCUAUGGUGAAGCUUCUUCGGAAGGGCUCUGUAAACUAACAGAGCCUACAUUUGUGUACAUUAACAGUGCUUGCAGCAUGGAAAUGGAGGCAUAGAAUUUUAC
This is a messenger RNA of Cladocopium goreaui, 550 nucleotides long. The record is from the annotation of a GenBank genome assembly. Lineage: Eukaryota; Dinophyceae; Suessiales; Symbiodiniaceae.